UACAGAUGGACGUAACCUCUUAGUUGUCAGUAGAUUUGAGUGGCGGUUGGGUCAAAAACCUGCACUGUCCCCAAUUAACUGAAGGUCUCCUUGAACUUUAUCAUAAAUAAUCUCCACGUGUAAUUCAACUCGUUAUCUAUCAUCUCUUCGAUCUCCUUUAAUUCGCCAAAUUUCAUACCACGACUUAAACUUCAAAGAUAAAGCCAAAAUAAUGGAAAUCUCACAACUAUUCGAGUUCAUGGAGUUGGUUGGGAGACUUAAGCAUAUGAAACGUACUGGGUGGGUCCGUUUGGGUAUCAAUGACCCAGAAAGUAUUGCUGGCCAUAUGUACAGGAUGGCUCUUCUGGCAACUCUCGUUGAUACAAAGGAAAAUAUCGAUAAAGCCAAGGUGAUGGAGAUGGCUUUAGUACACGACCUUGCAGAGGCAAUUGUCGGCGACAUCACUCCCCACUGUGGGGUAUCCGUCGAGGAGAAGCAUCGUCUGGAGGAUGAUGCAAUGAUCGAGAUCUCCAAGCUGCUCGGGAAUAAAGGCCCAGACACACUGAAACUCUUUAGGGAAUAUGAAUUGCGUGAAUCCCCAGAGGCAAAAUACGUUAAAGACUUGGAUCGGCUGGAUCUGAUCAUGCAAGCUUAUGAAUACGAGAAACGAGAUCAGCGCAGUGGUCAAUUAGAUGAGUUCUUCUCUGAAACUCCAAAAAUUAGUCACCCUCUACUCAGCAAGGUGGCCAACGAGAUCAUGAUAAGAAGAGCUGCUGCGAUUGCUUCGUCAACUAUUACUCACUAAUGCUCGUAAAGUUUGAAGCGUACGAAGUAAACGUACAAACAAAAUUACUACCUUGUCAAUCAAAAAAUUAUCCAAAAGAUUAGCAUUAAAUGAUACUCUUAUCAAAGAUAUUUACAAGUGUCCUUAAGCUUCAAAAUA
Fopius arisanus is the source of this 922-nucleotide messenger RNA. Its product is annotated as HD domain-containing protein 2. Gene Ontology annotation, molecular function: 5'-deoxynucleotidase activity. The transcript has 4 exons. The record is from RefSeq and is a predicted model, not a curated record. Gene Ontology annotation, cellular component: cytoplasm. Bases 212 to 784 code for a protein of 190 amino acids. Lineage: Eukaryota; Metazoa; Arthropoda; Insecta; Hymenoptera; Braconidae.